Ogataea angusta is the source of this 423-nucleotide messenger RNA. RefSeq lists its product as uncharacterized. The coding region runs from base 1 to 423 and encodes 140 amino acids. The transcript has a single exon. Lineage: Eukaryota; Fungi; Ascomycota; Pichiomycetes; Pichiales; Pichiaceae. Gene Ontology annotation, cellular component: Ragulator complex. The record is from RefSeq and is a predicted model, not a curated record. Gene Ontology annotation, biological process: signal transduction.
AUGCUCAACUCAAAGAACAUUUCCAACCUGUUGUCGCAGGUGCUAGAGCCUGUUCUCGAAAUUACAAGCUCGAAGCCCUACUCGAUUUCGCUUUUAUCGACGUCCUCCAAAAAACCGCUUGUCUCAUGCUUCCAGAACACACUUGACGAAGACACGAAAGGCGACGAUAAUGAUUUCCUUAAUGCUGGCAUAACUCCAUCGGACAACUUGCGAAUUAUGUCCCUUACAAGUUUGAAGGCAUGGGAACAGCGUACAAAUUCUGAACAUGACUGGCUCGUGAUACGCUUCAAUUCGUAUUAUAUCUACCUGUACAAGAUCAACGACGAAUACCUGGUAAUGCUUUGCUGCGAUUUACAAUAUCCAAAGGUGUUGGCCAUCAAAAAGUUAGAGAAGCUGAGCGAGGCCAUGAAGGAUAAACUGUGA